UGACUACAUCCAUUACAGUAUUUGAUGAUCGAAGAGGCAAACCAAACGCGUCCAAUAAUUAAUUUGUCCGUGUUUUAUCAACGCGCCGUUAACGUUCUGCCGUUAUAACAGCACAGUUUCUCGAACGACUGCAGCAACGCAACCACGUGAUCGGCAGUCGUUGUCGGAGGGGGAGGGGACGGCGACCGUCAUAUCGUCGGACGCUGCAGUGUAUUGUCUGAUACUUUGAUAGUAGUGUUAGUAGUUGUGCGUUAAAAAAAAAAAACAUCAUUCUACAAAGCAUGGAUUUUCUAUGAACUCAUCGACGGCCGAUUAAACGCGGUACCGAUGUGCGUUCAGUGCGCUUAGACAGAGAGUGUGCGUUUCCGGUUGUUGUCAGGUCCGCGGACUUGGAAAACCGUAUCGUGUGCGCCGUAGUAGCGUGAGUGUUUUCUUUGGGGACUGCGUGUACCGACUACACCGUGCACGGCGUCAUGUCGUCUCUGAGACAAGUGAUGCAAGUCAUCGGCUCGCAUCACAUAUCCAAUCAGUUAUUGGAAUCGGAUUGUGACAAGUCCGGCGGUCUAAUUUCCAAUGGCGAGUAUGCGUGGUUCGCCGCCGGGGCGAACAUCAUACUUUAUUCGAAACGGCUAGGGUCCAUUGUUUCGUCUCGGUCAUUUGCCGCAAAUCAAAAGGACAAAUCGUUGACGAUUACCUUUGUUCAAGAAUUACAUAAGAGCAAGGAAACAACUAACUUACUUUUGGUCGGAUGUUCUUUUAAAUCUUCUGGGAUAUUAUUUAUAUGUCAAUUGCCAACAUUAACCACAAUUCGUUGUAUUCAUAUACCAAAUCCAAUAUCCUAUAUUUCUACAAUAAAAAACAAAACCAUUGCUGAAGAUCAACUUUGCGAUGAAUUUAAACUUAUGUCCACUGUAUUGUUAGUUGGUAUGGCAACUGGAGCAGUUUUUGCAAUUGAUUUAAGACAACAACACAUUGAAAACCAAUUAAGAAGAAAUGAAAUUGUUGUAAAUGAAUUGAGACCUAGUAAGUUAUUCAUUAUAAGGAAAAAUGAGGAUUGCCAAGAAGUUAAAGAAAUGAGUGAUGACAGUGAUUGUCAUUUAGCAAUAUUUAUAAAUGAAAAUUUCUGUAUCUAUUGUAAAAAACAAUACAGUGGUAAACUGAACUUCAGCAUAUCAAGUUUGUUUUAUAAUGAAGAAAUCAAUACUGUUGCCAUUGGAUAUUCUACAGGUCACUUUCAACUAUGGGACUGUAAAAUGAUGCGGACAAUAUAUUUAUUAAAAGAGCCUAAAUGUGUUAUGCCAGUAACCCAUAUUACAUUUCUUGAACCAUCUGAUGAUCCAAACAAUCUUUGUUAUCUUUGGAUUAUUCAAUCAGAUAAUUCUAGACUUCCCAAUGCAACAAUGAUUGCUUUAACAUAUGAACAGAGAACGAUGAUGUCAAAUGGAUGUUUGUCAUAUAAAGUGUACAAAGGAAAUGGCAUAAAAUUAGAAAUGUCAUUACGAAGAGAAACUGGAAUUGGUCGAUGUAUAUCUGCAUUAAGUUUAUGUAAUGUGAACUUGUCCAGAAAUGAAACUGAUAUGGAUGAAGAUUGUGAAAUAAGAUUAUUUGCAAUGUUAAUGGAAAUUCGUCAAAAUGUGGAUGCCAGUCCCGAAUCUUACAUUUUUUUGUUUGAUAUUAACCAGUGGUAUAAAGCCCAGAUGCCAUCAAAUAUAAAUCAUCUUAAAGUAUCAAAUUCUUAUGCUAGUUUUGUGAAAUUGCCUCAUAUUGCCAGUUAUUUAGAUUUAAAUAUUUCUGCCAAAACAUUACGCCCAUUUGGUUACAAUUUUAGAAAUAAUGUUGAAGAACUCUAUUAUCCAUCUUCAAUAUAUUUUGAAUGCGAUUGUUUGUUAGACAAUGAAAUAAUUAGAUUUAAACAUGCUGGCGUUCAACAAGAAAUUUUGGAUCAAUUACUUUUAAAAAAUUGGAGGUUGUUAAUAAAUCCAACUUUAAUAUUCAGCCAGUGUUUACAAACAAAUUUAAGACCAUUUUUUUGGGAUAAAACAGAUGAUUACGUAAAUUAUAGUUUGCCUGAUAAAAGAAGUUUUGUAAUAUCAAUUAUAGUUGAAAAUAAAAUAAUGUCAGUUCUUAGUGCGUGUGCCGAAGAAUGGAAAAAUGGAACUUAUGUAUCUAGUGAAGCAACAAUUUUACAUUUAGUUCAAUGUCUUUGGAAACAUGUCAUGGUUGUUAAACAAUACGCAGACAAAUUAUGUGUUCCAUUAUUUGAUUACUCUGGUACACAGCUGGGUAAAAAAAAUGAAAGGAUAUUAAAUCAUUGUUUAUCUCAAAUGUUGUGUGUUAAACAUUUCCUAGAAGAUUUACAUAAUGCAUACGGUAUUCAUAUAAUAAAUGUUGAUUAUUCUUAUCGUGUAUAUACACUAAAUUUGGUUACUCAAUAUUUUAAAGCAGUAACAUGUUUUCUUAGUUAUGGACUUUUGCCAGAAUCCAUCGAAGAAGAUCCUACUCGAAAAUUUAUAAAAUGUGAUUUUUCAUCUCUUAUCCAAUAUGCUAUUAAACGGCGAAUGGAAUUUGGAGAUUUGCCUUUCUAUCUUAUCGAUGCUUUUGUGAAUAAUGAACCUAAAGGAAAUAAAUUAAUUGAACAAUGGCAACAUGAAGGUGGUGAAGCAACUAAAGGAUUGUAUCCACCUUCUAAUGUCCAAUGUCUAUUGAGAAUCUAUUUGAAUGCUGCACUUUCUAAUCAAAUCAAAGAUUUCAUUACUAUUUAUUUUUUGAUUGACAUCUGUUCAUCACAGGAGAUAGAUGUAAUAACUGCAAAUCGCAUGUGUAAUUUUGCUAUUGAAUUUGAUAUUGAAAAUAAAGGAUUGAAUAGUCUUUGUCGUGCUAGCUGGUUAAUAGAUCACGACAUGUUUGAAGAAGCUAUGGAAAUUCUGGCCAGUAAUAAUGAAUGGAUGGUUAAUGAUAAAUCUUGGGAUUGGUAUCAUUGGACUGUAUUAAAAUUACUUGUGUUUAGAAAAAAAUAUUUUUGGGCACGGUUUUACUUGCAACUCACUAAAAUUAAUUUAGUCAACAUUGAAGAUCAUAAAUUUUAUAUCAACUUGCAAGUAAUGGAAAAUCAAUGUUUCGAUACUUUAAUAUAUUUACGAGCAAGACCCUUCAAAGAAAAACAAACAUUAUUUGAUUACUUCUUCGAUCGAUGCAGAGAAACAAAAAAAUUAAAAUGUUUAAUAGAGUAUCUCUGGGAAACAGAGGAAGCUGAAUUAUUUUUGUCUUUUUUGAAAAGAUUUGAUGAUACUGAAACAUUAAUUUUUCAAGUAUUAUUUUUGUUACAACGAGGAAGACAUAGAGAAGCUAUCAAAUUAAAUCAAACAUUAAAAGCUGGCCUUACAUCAAAUAAUAAUGAUGCAUUAAAAAUUACCAGUGUUUUAAUUGAUGGACUUGAAAAAACUAUUCCUGAUGAUAUAAACCAAAAUUAUAGUCGUCGUAAUCUUCAAAGUAUAUAUAGUAAACCAGAUGUUGUUAUGAAAUGUAUGAACAAUGAAAGUAAAAUGUUUAUUAUGGAUAUGAAUAAAACAAGUCCUUUGGUUAAAAGAAGGAGUGAAUCUUUGACACCAUCAAAUUCAAUUGAUCUUUUCUUACCAGCAAAUACUAAUUUAAGAAAGCGGUCACCUAUAGAUGAUGUAGUUAGUAAUGAAAAACGAAGAAAAUUAGGAGACGAUUCAUUAAGUACACCAAACACUGUUAAUGAAAUUGUAAAACCAAUUGAAAAACAUGUAUUAGAAAUACUUAAUACACCAUUAGUUGAAAAGACCAUAUCAUCACCAUCUAUUACAAGCUAUUCAUCAAUUUUAAAGAUGAAAUUGGCUGCAAACAAUAAACAAAUACUGUCUCCAAGAUCUUCAAUAAGAUUUAGUCUACCUUGUAAUGAUGACGCUACAGUCAAAAGAAAUGAUCCUGAAGAAGUGGUAAAUGUACAACACACUGAUAAUCCUGAAAAUGAAAGUUUUUAUAGUGUUGGUAGCAGUGAUGUCAAUGAUUUAACAAAUCAAACGAUCUCGGAUAAAAUACCAAUAACUUUCCAGGAAUCGAUUAAAGAUAAUUCCAAAAUUAAUAUGAGUAAUGAAUAUGAAAAAAUGGACAUUUCUGAGGAAAAUUCAUGUUCUGAACAAGAACAAUUUGAAAUAGAUGAUGUGUCUGAAAAUGAAAUUAAAAAUAAAGAAAUGGUUUCAAAUUUAGCAAAUGAUGAAUGCAUUAUGUUGACAUCUGAUGAAGAGGAUGACAAAGAAAUGCCAGUAUUAGCAUUAUUACCAAAAAAUACAAGUUCAACUUUGAAAGAAGAUAUUAAACUUUCUACUCCAAAAUCUGUUCCAUCAGAUGAAAAGAAAACCUUAAGCCCACAUUCUAUGACCUUGAAUUCUUCAGGUGUUGAUAGUGAUUGUCUAAUUCCAGAUAUGAAACAAAAUAUAACUAGUAAUGAAAAACCACUAUUAAAUGAAGUUACCACAGACUGUUUAAAACUAGACACAAAUUCCAAUGACUAUGAUCCUGUAUUAAAAACAAAUAAAAAUAUUGAUGUGAUUUUAUUGGAUUCAGAAGAUGAGCACGAAAGUGAUAUUUUAUCUGAUGGUUCAUACAGUGAACAAUCCUCAGAUAGUAGUGUAGAUAGUGAUUUAGAAAAUACAAGGUACGGUAGAUUUAAAUCUCAAAAAAGACAAUAUGGUGAGGAUAGUAAUGACGAUGAACUUGAACAAGAAAAUGAAGAAGAAGAAAACGAAGAAGAUGAAAAUGAAGAAGAAGAAAAUGAAGAAGAAGAAAUCGAAGAAGAAGAAAUUAAAGAUGAUAUAGAGUUAGAUAUUUCCAGAGAUAUAUCAGAACAGGAUGUUGAAGAUUCAGAAGAUGAAAAUGUUUCAGAUCAACAUAAUGAUGUAUGUGAAGAAAGUAAUUUGAAACAUCCUUGCCUGAAUGAUUUAGAUCAACAAAGUGUUAAAUUUGAUGAAAAUAAUGAAGAAAAAGAAAUUUAUCGCAUGACAUAUUUUCAUAGAAAUGAAGAGACUGGAUCUGAAAAUAAUGUUAAAAGAAAUGAUGAUGAUAAUUGUGAGAAUAAUCCAGGACGUGUUUUAUUUAUUAAUGAAGACAAAGAUAAUGAUUUAGAAGUCUCUGAAUAUGUUAAAAAUGAUGAAUGUUCAGAUAAUGUAGCAGACGAAUCUUAUAAUGUAAAUGAAGACCAUUUAAAAGAUUCAGAUGUCAUAAUUGAUGAUGCAAGUGACGAAAAUAACUCAGCAGAAUCAGAUAUCAUUAUUGAUGAUUCAAGUGAUGAUGAGAAUAAUUCGGAAAAACAAGAUGAAAAUGAAGACAAAGCAGAUGAACUAAAUGUCAUUUCUGGUAAUGGAAUGGAAGAAUACAACUUAGACGAACCAACUGACAUACUUGUUAGCAAAAAAGUUGAAAAUUUUGAAGAACCUGUUGUUAUAGUUGAUGAUGCAAGUGAAGAAAAUAAUUCAGAAGAACUUAAUGUUACAAGUGAAGGGAACGAUUCUGAAGAACAAAAUUAUAUAAUUGAUGAUGCAAGUGAAGAAAAUAGUUCAGAGGAAUCAGACGUGUUACUGGAUAGUGAAAACGAAGAAAAGAAUUCAGAAGCAUUUGAAGAUUCAAGUGAUCAUAACAGUUCUGAAGAGUCUGAUUCUGAUGUCAUACUCGAUGAUGAAUGUGCAACAAAUAAUUUGAAAUCGUUUGAAACUUUAAAAAGUGAGAAUACAUUAGAAAAGAAUGAAUUAGUUGACUCUGAUAAAAUGAUAGAUCCUAUUGAUACACAAUCCACUUCUGAAGAGUCUGAUUCUGAUGUCAUACUCGAUGAUGAAUGUGCAACAAAUAAUUUGAAAUCGUUUGAAACUUUAAAAAGUGAGAAUACAUUAGAAAAGAAUGAAUUAGUUGACUCUGAUAAAAUGAUAGAUCCUAUUGAUACACAAUCCAAUUCACUAGUAAAUCUUGCCGAGGAGACUCAUUCUAAUGAUGAAGAUCAGAUAAGUAAUGAAGAAAAUGAGAAUUCUGAAAGUAUUAUAGUUGAAGAUGACAAGACAAAUGAUUUAUAUUUGUUAGAAUACAAUGAUAAUGUUAUUAAAGUAGUAGAAAAUACAGAGGAAGAUAAUAAAGAAAGUUUGCCUAUUAAUCUAGAUGACGUUGUUGAAAAUAAAGAUAAUUUAUGUUUUGACCAGAAUGAAGAUAACCAUUGUGAUGAGUAUACGUCUAAUAAAUAUCAUUCUUUUGAAACAUCAAGAAAUGAGUCUAAUCCCAUACCUGAUGAUGGUUUUAAUCAUCUUACUAUGACUGGAAUUGAAUCAGAUCAAAUAGAAAUGGAUGUUAAUCAGUCGACUCCAUUUAUGUUUGGGGAAUCAUUUUUUGGUCAACAAGAAAUUCCCGAGCAAAAACCAAUGCUUCUAUUUGGUCAUGUAUAUUCUUCUGAAAAUGAACAGUUGAAUGUAAAUGCACAAGUUAAUAAACUUGAAACCCAAGAGUUAGUUGUAAUUAAUACUGAAGAAGAUAAUACUAAUAAAGAACUAGAGGUUGAAGCAGAGGGUGAAAUUCAAGAUAUAUUGGAGCUAGAAUCAUUACCAGAGAGUAAUCCAGACGAUAAUAUUGAUACACAAAACAAUGCUGAAACUAAUAAUUUACAACUAGAAUUCAAAGAAGCUAAUGAAACAUUGUCUGACAAUAGCCAAAAUCUUUUAUUAGGUAAUUCCAGCCUUCAAAAACCUAUUUAUUUUGGAAACAUUGAUUGUGUACAAGUAUUUGAAAUUGAAGAGCAAACUUCGAAUGUAAGUGAAAAUUUAUCAAAAGAGUCUCUUGAACUGGAAAAUGAAGAUUUGACAAAUCAAGAAUCUUGUGACUUACUUACUAUCAAACAAAUAAAUCAAUCCGUGCCCAAUGAAUCAGAGGAUCAAUUUAAAAAAGAGGGUAUUCUACCAAAUAAUGUCGAAACUUUUGCUAAAAGUUCUGUUAAUACAAUAGAGACAACUGAUUUAUCAUCUUGUAUCAUUGUAAAUGAUGUAAAAAUUUGUUCAAUACCUCAAAGAAACAUUGAAACAACAACUCAACCAAAACACUUAAAGAAUAUCAUUGACAUACAAGAUGAAGAACUUAAUUCUAAAUGCACUACAUCAGUUGUGUCUUGUUCAUCAACCAUUGAACAGUUUGAUAAUUUCAGUGAUAAUGAUCAUCUAGUAAAAUCUAAAGAUAUUACACUUCAACAAGUUGAUACUAAUGUUUUAACUUCUACAGAAGAAAAAUGUUCAGUUGACGAAGUACAAAAAUACUAUCCUGCUUCAUUUGACCCCAGUAAAAUGCUAACUAAAUUUAAUGCUGAUAAAAGUGUAAGUGAAAAAAUUGAGCUACCAUUUGAAAAUGUUAAAAUAGAGUCCGCAGACAAUACUAUAAUCCCGCAAUGCCCAGAUGUUCCUAGUAAUAUUCAAAAUCUUGACGAUAAUCUCAUUGAUAACAGUGUAAGUGAAAAAAUUGAGCUACCAUUUGAAAAUGUUGUUAAAAUAGAGUCCGCAGACAAUACUAUUAUCCCGCAAUGCCCAGAUGUUCUUAGUAAUAUUCAAAAUCUUGAUGAUAAAAAAGAAUUAAAUUUAGUCGAAAAAUUGGAUAAUAGUCAUCAGGAAAACUGUCUGGUUAUUCCACAAGUUGAAAACUAUAGUUUGCGUUCGUCUUCUAGAAGAAGUAUAUCAAAAAUAAAAAACUGCUGUUCAUUGGAUGUUCCUCCCAAAAUAGAACAAAAAUUAACAUGUGGCAAAAUUAAUUUGUCAUCUGAUCCAAUUCAAGAAGAUAAUUUAAGUACACCUUUUGUUAUCGAGCAAAUAAAGAAAGCCAAAUCGAUUCCAUCAGCGGAUACCAAAAUAAUAACAACAAGAUCAAGAGCUAAAAGUGAACCUAAACAAGUUCAAUUGGAAACUAUUUCUUCAAAUAUUUUCCGCAGUUCUGAUAUGGUUGAAGAUAAUAGUAGACAAGUAAGGGUAUCAUUAUCAAAAAAGAAAUCUAAGAGCCAAGAAAAUAUUUCAUCGAUAAAACGCAGAAGUGGACGAUCAAAAUCUUUAGCUCCCGUAGAUGAAUCAAUAGCUACUAAUAGAAGAACUGUGUUUGGCUUAGAAGAAAUACCUGAAGAAGAUACUUCAAAUGCGGAAAAUAAUAUUCCAAAAACUGAAAGUACAGCAUUAAAAAGAAAAUCAAAAUUCAAUUUCUUAACUAAUGCAUCGAAAAAAAUAGAACAUAAUAAUUUAAGCACAAAAUGUCAACAAAAUACAAAAAUAAGAACUCCAAGAAGAUCUAAAUCCGUUGAACCAGAUCCUGUUCUAACAUUUUCUGUUGUGAAAAAAAAACCAAAACGAAGUUCAAGUGUAAAUAUAUUAAUUUCAAAUGAAGAAAUUCCUACUCAAAAAGAUGAUUUAAUAGGAGUUUUAAAAAAAGCAUUGAAUUCGCCCAAAAAAAUUAGAAAACGUUCAGUUUCGGAGUCACUCAAGAGUAGAAAAAAACAAAAAAUCCUAAAUGAAGUUGAGGAAGAAAAAAAAGAAGUUGCUGAAUCUGAAUUAAAUUCAAAUGAGUCUUAUCAAAGUAAUCACAAUUCUAAUUCUUCUUAUUCUUGUGAACAAUUAUCACCAAUAGCUGGAAACAUUUCUCAGCAUAUGUUGUAUACUCCAGCAAAAAAACGUUCUAAAAUACGUAUGGCCAACUUGAAUUCUGAAAAUGAAGAUUCUUCUUCAGAUGAAUCAACAGACUCCAAACGUAUUAUGACUAGAUCAAUGAUACACAAUUCUAGCAAUGUAGAAAUAGAUCCUAUUCACCGUACACUUAAGAGUGAAAUCAGACCACCGGUUAAAUCUAAAGUACCCAUUAACAGACCGAGAAGAUCGUCUGUUAGCAACACACCCAAAAUUAAAUCUCCAAGAAAAUCAGCUACAUCUCUAUUUGAAAAAGAGGAAUUAUUGCCUAAACGCAAAGCUAAAAAUAUAAAGGAAACAAUCGUUCAUGCACCAAUAGAACCAGCAAUUGUUGAACCACCUACUUCAGAAAGACGUAUGACACGUUCUCAGCAAUCAAUAUUAGAUAAAUCAUUACAGUCUACAUCUAUCAUCGGACAAGAUACAACAAUUAAUAACACCACUGUGCCAAAACCAGAAAAGAAAAGAAAUGUUAGAAAAACAAAUUUAAAAAAAAAUUAGUAAUUAACAUUAAUAUAAAGUUAAUAUCUUUGUUAAUAGGAAUAUAUUUUUAUUUAUUAAUAAAAAUUAAUCCUAUAAAUUACCUAAAACUUAAAUUCUGCCGUAUUUUGUUAUUGUACGUAUACAUGUUUAAAUUUCAAAAAAUAGAUUUUCAUCUUAGCUUAGCUGUGGUCAUGUAAGAUUGUUAAAAAAAUGUAAUAUUAAAAAUUAAUUCAACUGUAUAAUUUCAAAAUUUGACUUUGAAUUUUAUUAUUAUAUUUAUAAUUAUGUAUGUUUGAUAUUGAAAUAAAUACAUUUUUUUAGUAUCACAACCUUAUUUAAUCAUUUAUGUUUUGUAAGUUUUGGUUAUACUUUGAUUUUUGUUAAUUGUUCACAUCUCCAUUCUUACUAGUUUUUUAAAGAACAAAUAUAACCAAGUUAUCAAAUAACUUAUUCCAAUGAUAUAAUGUGUAUUCAUUUAUUUCUGUACUUAAAAUUAUAUUAUUUAACUGUUAUAAUUAGGAUACAUUUAUAUUUGUAAUGAACUAUUACAAAAAUUGGAUUAACAUUAAAUAAAAUAUAUAACUUUGAUGUAAAAUUGCAA
Messenger RNA from Rhopalosiphum padi (bird cherry-oat aphid), 9789 nucleotides. RefSeq lists its product as uncharacterized. The transcript is spliced from 24 exons. NCBI's taxonomy places the organism in Eukaryota, Metazoa, Arthropoda, Insecta, Hemiptera, Aphididae. Gene Ontology annotation, molecular function: protein binding. The record is from RefSeq and is a predicted model, not a curated record. Bases 474 to 9206 code for a protein of 2910 amino acids.